Panthera uncia (snow leopard) is the source of this 2109-nucleotide messenger RNA. It is a transcript of the gene TBR1, whose product is annotated as T-box brain transcription factor 1. Gene Ontology annotation, cellular component: nucleus. Gene Ontology annotation, biological process: positive regulation of DNA-templated transcription; regulation of transcription by RNA polymerase II; cell fate specification. Bases 1 to 2049 code for a protein of 682 amino acids. The transcript is spliced from 6 exons. The record is from RefSeq and is a predicted model, not a curated record. Gene Ontology annotation, molecular function: RNA polymerase II cis-regulatory region sequence-specific DNA binding; DNA-binding transcription factor activity, RNA polymerase II-specific. NCBI's taxonomy places the organism in Eukaryota, Metazoa, Chordata, Mammalia, Carnivora, Felidae.
AUGCAGCUGGAGCACUGCCUUUCUCCUUCUAUCAUGCUCUCCAAGAAAUUUCUCAAUGUGAGCAGCAGCUACCCACAUUCAGGCGGAUCUGAGCUUGUCUUGCACGAUCAUCCCAUUAUCUCGACCACUGACAACCUGGAGAGAAGUUCACCUUUGAAAAAAAUUACCAGGGGGAUGACGAAUCAGUCAGAUACAGACAAUUUUCCUGACUCCAAGGACUCACCAGGGGACGUCCAGAGAAGUAAACUCUCUCCUGUCUUGGACGGGGUCUCUGAGCUUCGUCACAGUUUCGAUGGCUCUGCUGCAGAUCGCUACCUCCUCUCUCAGUCCAGCCAGCCACAGUCUGCGGCCACUGCUCCCAGUGCCAUGUUCCCGUACCCCGGCCAGCACGGACCGGCGCACCCCGCCUUCUCCAUCGGCAGCCCCAGCCGCUACAUGGCCCACCACCCGGUCAUCACCAACGGAGCCUACAACAGCCUCCUGUCCAACUCCUCACCGCAGGGCUACCCCGCGGCCGGCUACCCCUACCCACAGCAGUACAGCCACUCCUACCAAGGAGCCCCUUUCUACCAGUUCUCUUCCACACAGCCCGGACUGGUACCCGGCAAAGCUCAGGUGUACCUGUGCAACAGGCCCCUCUGGCUGAAAUUUCACCGCCACCAAACGGAGAUGAUCAUCACCAAACAAGGAAGGCGCAUGUUUCCUUUUUUAAGUUUUAACAUUUCUGGUCUCGAUCCCACGGCUCAUUACAAUAUUUUUGUGGAUGUGAUUUUGGCGGAUCCCAAUCACUGGAGGUUUCAAGGAGGCAAAUGGGUUCCUUGCGGCAAAGCGGACACCAAUGUGCAAGGAAAUCGGGUCUAUAUGCAUCCGGAUUCCCCCAACACGGGGGCUCAUUGGAUGCGCCAAGAAAUCUCUUUUGGAAAAUUAAAACUUACAAACAACAAAGGAGCUUCAAACAACAAUGGGCAGAUGGUGGUUUUACAGUCCUUGCAUAAGUACCAGCCCCGCCUGCAUGUGGUGGAAGUGAACGAGGACGGCACGGAGGACACCAGCCAGCCCGGCCGCGUGCAGACGUUCACUUUCCCCGAGACUCAGUUCAUCGCCGUCACCGCCUACCAGAACACCGAUAUUACACAAUUGAAAAUAGAUCACAACCCCUUUGCAAAAGGAUUUCGGGAUAAUUAUGACACGAUCUACACUGGCUGCGACAUGGACCGCCUGACCCCCUCGCCCAACGACUCCCCGCGCUCGCAGAUUGUGCCCGGGGCCCGCUACGCUAUGGCCGGUUCUUUCCUGCAGGACCAGUUCGUGAGCAACUACGCCAAGGCCCGCUUCCACCCCGGUGCGGGCGCGGGCCCCGGGCCGGGCACGGACCGCAGUGUGCCGCACACCAACGGGCUGCUGUCGCCGCAGCAGGCCGAGGACCCGGGCGCGCCGUCGCCGCAGCGCUGGUUUGUGACACCGGCCAACAACCGGCUGGACUUCGCCGCUUCGGCCUACGACACAGCCACGGACUUCGCGGGCAACGCGGCCACGCUGCUCUCGUACGCGGCCGCGGGCGUGAAAGCGCUGCCGCUGCAGGCGGCGGGCUGCACCGGCCGUCCGCUCGGCUACUACGCCGACCCGUCCGGCUGGGGCGCGCGCAGCCCCCCGCAGUACUGCGGCGCCAAGUCGGGCUCGGUGCUGCCCUGCUGGCCCAACAGCGCCGCGGCCGCCGCCCGCAUGGCGGGUGCCAACCCCUAUUUGGGCGAGGAGGCCGAGGGCCUGGCUGCCGAGCGCUCGCCGCUGCCGCCCGGCGCCGCCGAGGACGCCAAGCCCAAGGACCUGUCCGACUCCAGCUGGAUCGAGACGCCCUCCUCCAUCAAGUCCAUCGACUCGAGCGACUCGGGGAUUUACGAGCAGGCCAAGCGGAGGCGGAUCUCACCCGCCGACACGCCGGUGUCCGAGAGCUCGUCGCCGCUCAAGAGCGAGGUGCUGGCCCAGCGGGACUGCGAGAAGAACUGCGCCAAGGACAUAGGCGGCUACUACGGCUUCUACUCGCACAGCUAGGCCGGCCCUGCCCGCCCGGCCCCGCGCCCCGCCGCGGCCCGGCCCCCUCCCGCCUCCCAC